Messenger RNA from Ipomoea nil (Japanese morning glory), 2950 nucleotides. Its product is annotated as formin-like protein 1. The transcript has 4 exons. Lineage: Eukaryota; Viridiplantae; Streptophyta; Magnoliopsida; Solanales; Convolvulaceae. The record is from RefSeq and is a predicted model, not a curated record. Gene Ontology annotation, biological process: actin cytoskeleton organization; actin nucleation. The coding region runs from base 184 to 2667 and encodes 827 amino acids. Gene Ontology annotation, molecular function: actin filament binding.
CAACCCCCACCGCUCUCACUCUGUACUACAAUCUGUACCCUUCCUUUCUCCAUUGCUGCAACAAUGUAAAGCUCUCACUAUAUUCUUUAUCUUCUCUGGGUUCUUCAAAGAAUUCAUCUUUUGAUGAUUACAGUUUGCUCUCAGUGCAGAUAAAUAUCUAUAAUCACUUGUCGCUGUACUUCUAUGGCUUCUGCAUUUGCGAUAAUGGUGUUCUUAGCAUUGUUAAUAGUAUUGCUUCUUUCUCCUCCCGCCGGCGCCGCACAUCAGAGCCGCCAUGGCCGGCGGAUCCUCCACCAACCGCUCUUCCCACUUGGAACUUCUCUUCCUUCUACUAGUGUUGCUCACCCUCCCUCUGCUUCUCCCCCGAAUCCGCCCUUAGUUCGGAACCCGUUUUUCCCGGUUUACACUUCAUCUCCGCUGCCGUCGCCGCCGCCUGCGCCGGGUUCUUCCGCCGUUGCUACUCUUCCGGCGAAUAUUUCCUCCAUUGUUGUGCCGGAGUCUUCCUCAAAUGGCGGCGAGCCCGUUUCUCCGAAGGUGAUAACCGGUAUUGUGGUUGUCUUUGUUGUGUUUGCUUGCCUCGUUUUCGGCCUCGCCGUGUUUUUCCUCCUCCACCGCCGCCGCUACAGCGAGAAGAGCCACCGGGAAAAGACCGACAGCCUCCGCCUUGUCCCGCCUAACGCCACACCUUCCGACGACGCAGGCUUCGGCGGCGACACUAUGAAGAAACCGCCAUUGAACCUCCAGCGCCUCGGUUCGCCGGAGCUCCGGCCCCUGCCGCUGCUCCAACAGAAACGGAGAAAUGGUGAUGCCAUGUUCCCGGCGGAAGAAGAAGAGGAAGAGUUUUUCUCUCCCACGGGGACCUCAGGCGGCAGAAAUAGUCCCAACCUUAACGAUUGGAUCUCUCAGCGAGGGUUUGAAGAGCCAUUUAGGGCUCAGAAUAGCUUUCCCAUUUCGAAUUUGAAUUCCCCAAUUGAUUCUUCAUGUGCUAGUCCUUCCAUAGACUUGAAUUUGAGCCCUAGAAGCUUGAGGUCCCCUGACUCAUUACUCAACUUCCCUGCUCAACCCCGCUUCAUUCCCGCCCCGCCAUUGUCUCCCGGAGUUUCAGAUUCAUCUCUGAAGAUUCUAGAGUCUCCGGUGAGAAAACCGCCUGAUUCCGGAAGCUAUAUGUGUGUAAAACUUCCUCCACCGCCACCUCCACCACCUCCUCCGGUGGUGCAAAACGAGGGUCCACCAGUGCUUGUGGCACCAUCAAGGCCAGUAGUAAUAUGCCCGGGCCCGAAUAUGAGUGGCUCGUUGGAUGGUUCGGGUGCUGGAGAUACGAGAAAUGUAGAGACUAUGAAGCCGAAGCUCAAGCCUUUGCAUUGGGAUAAAGUUAGAACCAGUACUUCUGAUAGAGCAAUGGUUUGGGAUCAGUUGAAAUCUGGCUCUUUUCAGUUGAAUGAGGAAAUGAUUGAGACGUUAUUCGUGGUAAACUUUUCGAAAGAUCGCAAUAAACACCCAUUGAUGCCGGUGUUGAAUCAGGAGAAUAAGGUGCUUGACCCGAAGAAAUCUCAAAACAUUGCGAUUUUGUUGAGAGCACUUAAUGUUACUAUAGAUGAAGUUUGUGAAGCGCUUUUAGAAGGCAAUGCAGAUAUACUGGGAACAGAACUUCUUGAAAGUUUGUUAAAGAUGGCUCCCACUAAAGAAGAGGAAUGUAUGUUAAAGGAAUUCAACGAUGCAUCACCGCUCAAGCUGGGCCCUGCUGAAAAAUUUCUCAAAACGGUGCUUGAUAUACCUUUUGCGUUUAGAAGGGUGGAUGCAAUGCUUUAUAUAGCCAAUUUUGAUUCAGAGGUUGAGUACUUGAAGAGAUCAUUUGAGACACUCGAGGUGGCAUGUGAAGAGUUGAGGAACAGCAGAAUGUUUCUAAAGCUCCUAGAAGCUGUACUAAAAACUGGAAACCGCAUGAACAUUGGAACCAACCGUGGCGAUGCGCUUGCCUUCAAACUCGACACACUUCUUAAGCUCGUAGAUGUUAAGGGUAGUGAUGGAAAAACUACACUCCUACAUUUUGUCGUCCAAGAAAUCAUAAGAGCAGAAGGGUCUCGACUUUCUGGUGCUCCUCCAAAGGAAAAUAAUCAACAAUCCACCUUCCGGGAUGAGGUUGAACUCAGAAAGGUUGGUCUUCAAGUUCUUUCUGGCUUGAGUGGGGAGCUCACAAAUGCCAAGAAAGCGGCCUCAAUGGACUCGAAUGUUCUUAGGAACGAAGCCGCAAAGCUAGCAGAAGGAGUUGCCAAGAUCGAAGAAGUAGUGAAAAUAAGCAAAGAAUUAGCCUUGAAGGAGAGUAACGAGAAGUUUUGUGAAUCGAUGAAGCGGUUUCUGAAAAAGGCAGAAGUAGAAAUCCUCAACAUUCAAGCCCGAGAGAGCAUGUCCUUCUCCAUUGUGAAGGAGCUGACAGAAUAUUUCGAUGGGGACUCAACUAAGGAAGAAGCUCAUCCACUCCGAAUAUUCACGGUCGUGAGGGACUUCCUCUGUAUCCUCGAUCAGGUAUGCAAAGAUGUUGGCAAAAUAAAUGAUCGAACCACAAUCAGUAGCUCACGAGGCCAACCGUUUCACAUAUUUCCUGGAUACGACAUUGGAAGGCAGCAAGACACUUCAUCUUCCGAUGAAGACAGCUCUUCCUCGUCGUGAAUAGCUUCAUGUCUUGUAUUCACUGGAGAGCAAAGGGAUUGAGGUUUUGACAUCCCUAAAGUUAGUUUUGGGGGUUUGUAUAGAUUCUAUAUAGUUAGAAUUUGAUUUUUUUUUUUUUUUAUAUAAAAUAUGGGUAAUGCUAUUUACACGCUCUAAUUUUUAUACAUUUUAUCCAUGCCCAUGCUAUCAAGGAGAAUAAUCUGAGGGCAUAGAUAAACCAAGUAACUGUGUCAAAAAAUUAGAGUGUAUAAGUAGUAUUAUUCCUUUCUGUUUCUUGUUUUUA